GAACAAAAUCCAAGAGAGAGAAUGAUGAAGAAGCUGUUGAGCUGUAGUACUCUGUGCACAGCACCGAAACCUUGAAAUCCAGAAAAUUCGAAGACCCCAAAUCGCUCAAAUCAACGAAGCUUCUGCAAAGUUUCUUCCUUUACUUGUGAUCCCUCUUAUCACUGGUUCUCUAUUCUCUGGGUCAAUUCUCCUCCGAUUAUUGAUCAUACUACAAAAGACCCCUUUUUCUAUACACACAUCAUCAUCAUCAUCAUCGUCAUCAUCACCAGCACUUUGUUGUUUCAGAAGUAAAAAAAGUUUUUUUUUUCCUUUUUGGAUUUCUCAGUUGGGUUGGUUCUGUGACACUCAAGGGACACUCAGCUAUUGAUAAUCAUUUCCAACCAGAAUUAGGAUCAUCCAGCAUCUUGUCUUUUUGUUGAAUGGGAAUAUAUCUAAGCACACCCAAAACUGAAAAGUUUUCUGAAGAUGGUGAAAAUGACCGUCUUAGAUAUGGUUUAUCAUCCAUGCAAGGCUGGCGUGCAACAAUGGAAGAUGCUCAUGCUGCAUAUACUGAUCUGGAUGAUUCUACUUCGUUUUUUGGUGUCUACGAUGGGCAUGGAGGUAAGGUGGUUGCAAAGUUUUGUGCAAAGUUUCUUCACCAACAGGUGCUCAGAAGUAAAGAAUAUGCAGAUGGAGAUAUAGGAACCUCUCUUCAGAAAGCAUUUCUAAGAAUGGAUGACAUGAUGCGUGGCCAAAGGGGAUGGAGGGAAUUAUCAGUCUUGGGGGAUAAGAUAAACAAGUUUACUGGAAUGAUAGAAGGGUUGAUUUGGUCUCCAAAAGGUACCGAUGGUGGUGACCAAGUUGAUGAUUGGGCUUUUGAGGAGGGACCUCAUGCUGAUUUUGCUGGCCCAACUUCUGGAAGCACUGCCUGUGUUGCUGUUAUUAGAAACAACCAACUUUUUGUUGCAAAUGCUGGUGAUUCGCGUUGUGUAAUUUCUCGAAAGGGUCAGGCAUACAAUUUGUCUAGAGACCACAAACCUGAGCUUGAGAUUGAAAAGGAAAGAAUCUUAAAAGCUGGUGGUUUUAUUCACGCAGGACGAGUUAAUGGAAGUUUAAAUCUUGCAAGAGCUAUUGGUGACAUGGAAUUUAAACAGAAUAAAUUUCUUCCCGCUGAAAAACAAAUUGUAACUGCCAAUCCAGAUAUAAACACUGUCGACCUUUGUGAAGAAGAUGAAUUCAUGGUCCUAGCUUGUGAUGGCAUAUGGGAUUGCAUGUCAAGCCAACAGUUGGUAGAUUUUAUUCAUGAACAAUUGCGCUCUGAAACCAAGCUUUCUGUAGUGUGUGAAAGAGUACUCGAUCGGUGUUUGGCUCCAUCAACCGCCGGUGGCGAGGGAUGCGACAACAUGACGAUGAUCUUGGUGCAGUUCAAGAAGCCAGCUCAAUCCAGUGCACCACCAGAAGAGCAGCAAUCCUCUGCAAACGAAAAAGCUGAAGAAGCUCAUGAACCAAAAGCGGAUAGUAGUGAAAGUUAGGGUGUUUUUUCUGAAGCAAUAGUGCUCAUAUGUAUUAUAUUUUAUUUUAUAUCUCAUAUAUAGUGUGCACUGGUGAUUACACUGCCUCUGAAUGGUCAUGUUCCUUUCAUCUAACACUACAUACAAUUAUUCUGAUCACAUAAUAGAUUCUCUCUCUCUCUCUCUCUCUCU
Messenger RNA from Arachis duranensis, 1682 nucleotides. RefSeq names its product probable protein phosphatase 2C 60. The record is from RefSeq and is a predicted model, not a curated record. The transcript has 12 exons. Gene Ontology annotation, biological process: protein dephosphorylation. Lineage: Eukaryota; Viridiplantae; Streptophyta; Magnoliopsida; Fabales; Fabaceae. Gene Ontology annotation, molecular function: cation binding; protein serine/threonine phosphatase activity. The coding region runs from base 420 to 1511 and encodes 363 amino acids.